Molecule: messenger RNA, 1055 nt
Organism: Schistosoma curassoni
Lineage: Eukaryota; Metazoa; Platyhelminthes; Trematoda; Strigeidida; Schistosomatidae
Source: the annotation of a GenBank genome assembly
AUGAAUCAACAAGAAACAACUACAAAAAUCAGUAUUGAUAAAGAAUAUAGAAAGUAUGAUUAUUCAAAGAACUUUGACAAGACAUUGACAGAAGAAGAAGAAGAUCCAACGAAUUGUUCGUCAAAGUUACUUGAACAGCAAUCUCAAUUAGAGAGUCGUCUACUCACUCGUGAAGAUCUGAUUAAUUUAGACAAAACUGAACCUCGUUGGAGAUGUAUUCGAAUAGGAUUAUUAAUUGGAUUUGGGAUUAUAUUUUUUGGUCUUUUAGCAGCAUGUAUUAUUUACAUCAUUUUUGGACAAAAAUGCCCAUCUGUGCCCAAAUUACCAUUUUGGAAAUCAACAGUUGGUUACUGGUUAGAUGUGUUUGCAUUUAAAGACUCUUCUGGCGAUUUAGUCGGAGAUCUAAACGGUCUCACAUCUGAAGUAGAUUACAUCAAAACUGUAGUCGGUGCAGGAUAUGUGAUAUUAGGUCCCAUUACUAAAGGAUUUUACACUAAUUCAUACAAUAUACUCGGAUUAGUGGAAGAUUACGAGCAGCUAGAUGAGGCAGUCGGUACAAUGGAUGAUUUUCGUAUUCUUUUAAAACAAUUUCAUAAAAAGGAUAUAAAAGUUAUCUUGACAUUCGAUUUCAAUGCGAUAUCCAUCAGUCAUAAAUGGAUCAUACAGAACAAAGUCAAACUGACGUUGUUUGAUGAUGACUUUAAGAACAAGAAGUCACGAUAUGGAAAUCGAUUGGACGUGAAUAUUAGUCAUCAAAAAUACUAUUCAGUUUUUGAAUAUCCAAGCAUAGAUCUAGAUUUAACUUCUUCCGAAACUCAGAAAGCAAUAUUUGAUGUGACCCACUUUUGGAUGAAAGAAGGAAUAGAUGGAAUUCUCCUAGAUAAUGCUGCAUUUUUUGUUGAAGAAGAAGAAAAAAAAGGAACACAAAGCAACCUCAGUUCAACAUGGUUGGAAAACUGUCCUAAUUCUCAAUUAUAUAGAAAUGGAAGUGUGAAAUUUGUUGAAGGUGUAAGAGAAGAAAUGAACAAGUGGAUUAAGGAAAGUGGAAAAGAAAA